Molecule: messenger RNA, 4810 nt
Organism: Rhincodon typus (whale shark)
Lineage: Eukaryota; Metazoa; Chordata; Chondrichthyes; Orectolobiformes; Rhincodontidae
Gene: sema3fb
Product: sema domain, immunoglobulin domain (Ig), short basic domain, secreted, (semaphorin) 3Fb
Exons: 19
Coding region: 497-2818 (773 amino acids)
Biological process (GO): neural crest cell migration; negative regulation of axon extension involved in axon guidance; semaphorin-plexin signaling pathway
Molecular function (GO): semaphorin receptor binding; chemorepellent activity
Source: RefSeq, a predicted model, not a curated record
UUCUUCAGUGCAGCACAGAGAACAGUCAGGAGCGGUGAGUUGAGAGAGAGAGAGAGUCAUAGAGAGAAACUCCCCCUUUUCUUUCAAAGUCAAGACUUCAGCCACUUGCAUCAUUUGCAUACCUGCGAAACCUUCUUAAACCAGCACAAGGGGAGAGGCUGUGCUUCUGACAUUUAGGAAGUCUACCUGUGAGAGCUGCUCUGCUGCUUUGCCUUCAGCUGUAAGCCAGUGAGUGGAGCAUGUUUCUGGAUGCAGUGAAGCCGCGAAGACCGUGAAGUGGAGAUAAACUGGGGACGUUUUCUUUCUAGUCACUGCCAUCACUGACAAAUUUUGUUUUAAUUUGUUUUUGCUGCCUGACUGUGUGCCAAUAAAGGAAGGGGGGGUGGAAGGGUAGUUGUUCCUCAGCACUGAGGGAACUGCAAACUUAACACUUCUUCUCAAGCAAGCUUAGCCACUGAAAGGUCUGAAGGCUCCUGUUCCUUUGAAAUCGGUUGGCAUGGACCGCCAUCUGCCUACCUGGCUCUUGGUGCUCUCCCUGUGGUAUGGCAAUGCCAGUGCCCAUCAGCAGAAUGCCCCCCGGGUUUAUCUGAGCUUUAAAGAAUUGCAACAUUCAAAUACAGCGCGACACUACACUCUCCUGCAGAACACCACCAAUUACCGCAUUCUGUUGAUGGACGAAGAUCAUGACCGAAUGUAUGUAGGCACCAAGGACUAUAUUGUCUCGCUGGACCUGCACAACAUCAACCGGGAGCCUUUAUUAAUACACUGGUCUGUAAGUCAGCAGAGACGAGACGAGUGUGUUCUCUCUGGUAAAGAUCAGAACGGCGAGUGUGCGAACUUCAUCUGCCUGAUUGAGCCUUGGAACCGAACUCACCUGUACGUCUGUGGGAGUGGAGCCUAUCAUCCUAUCUGCACGUAUGUGAACAGAGGCCGCAAGGCAGAGGUUUCCCUGCAGUAUCCACUGUUCACUGGACAGCAGGAUUACAUCUUCCAUUUGGAACCAGGAAAAGUCGAAUCAGGCAAGGGCAAGUGUUCCUAUGACCCCAAGCUUGACAGUGUGUCAUCAUUAAUUAACGGUGAGCUCUAUGCAGGCGUCUACAUUGACUUCAUGGGUACAGACGCCGCCAUCUUUCGCACCAUGGGCAAGCAGACAGCCAUGAGGACUGACCAGUACAAUUCCCGCUGGCUGAAUGACCCAGUGUUUGUCCACGCUCAGUUAAUCCCAGAUAGCGGUGAACGUAACGAUGAUAAGCUUUACUUCUUUUUCCGGGAGAAAUCAAGUGAGACCGGAAGUUCAGCCAUUCACUCGAGGAUAGGACGGAUCUGUCUGAAUGAUGAUGGUGGCCACUGUUGCCUCGUCAAUAAAUGGAGCACUUUCCUGAAAGCUCGCCUCAUCUGCUCAGUGCCAGGUCCUGAUGGAAUUGAGACACACUUUGAUGAGCUCCAGGAUAUAUUUGUACAACAGACUCAGGAUGCCAAGAAUCCAAUUAUCUACGCAGUGUUCUCUGCCUCAGGGUCGGUCUUUAAAGGAUCUGCUGUGUGUGUCUAUUCAAUGACUGAUAUCCGCACCGUCUUUAAUGGGCCCUUCGCACACAAAGAGGGGCCUAAUUACCAGUGGAUGCCUUUCACAGGGAAGAUACCGUAUCCCAGGCCUGGCACUUGUCCCGGUGGUACGUUUACUCCUUCGAUGAAAUCCACAAAGGAUUACCCGGACGAAGUGAUCAACUUCAUGAGGAACCAUCCCAGCAUGUACAAUGCCAUCUACCCAGUGCACAAGCGCCCUCUGGUGGUCAGAACCAAUGUGGAUUAUGAAUUCACCACCAUCACAGUGGACCAGGUGGAUGCAGCAGAUGGACGGUAUGAAGUCCUAUUCCUCGGAACAGAUCGUGGAACAGUGCAGAAAGUGAUCGUGUUACCCAAAGAUGACAUGGAGACUGAGGAGCUCAUUCUCGAAGAAGUCGAAGUCUUCAAGAUGCCAACAGAAGUAAAGACGAUGAAGAUCUCGUCCAAAAGGCAACAGCUGUAUGUUGGUUCUACCUUGGGCAUUACACAAAUUGCUCUCCAUCGCUGUGAUGUUUAUGGAGAGGUCUGUGCUGAUUGCUGCCUUGCCAGAGAUCCAUACUGUGCUUGGGAUGGUAAAGCCUGCUCCAGAUAUUUAGCAUCAUCCAAAAGGCGAAGCCGAAGGCAAGAUGUACGGCACGGGAACCCAAUCAGGCAGUGCCGAGGUUACAAUUCCAACGCCAAUAGGAAAGCAGCAGAGACGGAGCAGUAUGGGGUAGAAGGCAGCAGCACAUUCCUCGAAUGCCAGCCCAAAUCUCCUCAGGCCAGCAUUAAGUGGGUGCUCCAGCGACAUGGCAGUGAGCGUAAGAAAGAGAUCAAAGUGGACGAGCGGAUCCUCAAGACAGAUCAAGGUCUUCUCCUGCGAUCCCUCCAGAUGACGGAUGCUGGGGUGUAUCAGUGCACCUCCACAGAGAAUAACUUCAAGCACGCGCUGGCCCGGGUGCACCUGAGGGUCCUAAACAACGAGACAGUGCACGUGGUGCUCUCGCAAGUUGUGCCCUCGCCAGGUGUGGCCAACCUGCAGGCAGGUAACCCAGGGACCCCUCGGACCCCGAAGCCAGAGUACAAGGACCUGCUGCAGUUGCUUAGCCAGCCGGAAAUGGGCCUCAUCAACCAGUACUGCGAGGAUUACUGGCAGCGACCAACCAACGUCCUAAAAGAGAACUUGAACAAACAGCUCAAAGCAAAACCCAUCAGAGAACAGAAAAAGCCACGAAACCGCAGAAAUCACCAUUCAGCCCCCCUCCAGCAGACAUGAAGCUCCGAGAUCAUAGAAUUUCUUUAAUAUAAAGUAUAACUUCCCUUACAACAGACAGUAUUUAUUGUAGGCUGUAUAUAGUAUGAUAAUUCAACUUCCUUGUACUUACAACAAAAGUCCCCAUGACAUUAUGUAUGAUACAUAGGUACUUAAGGGGGAACUGUAUUCCCCUGAAUUGCUACAUAACCUUAAGGGUUGUAAAGGAUGACAGUUGUACACUUAGCACUGCAACUCUCAGUUAAUGUUUCUUCCUCUGCUUCAAGAUGGUGGUGACUGGGGAACAAUUAUUUUGGAGAUAACAGUCCAUGCUCAAUUAAGUAAGGGGAUGGAGGAAGAGUUGUACUGAACUUGAAAUGUUAACUCUGUUUCUCGCUCCACAGAUACUGCCCGACCUGCUGAGUUUUUCCAGCAUUCUCUGUGUUUGUUUAAGUAAUAGGAUGGACCCAGUGACAGAGGACGUACAAAAUAUAAGCAUAAUAUCACAUUUUGGGCAUCUUGCCCUUCUCUAAUAUGAGAUCCAGGGUAUUCUUCCCCCUAACCUGGGGCAUCCUUCAAAAUUCUCUCUUUGUAAGAGUGUCAACAAAAUAAUCUACUAUCAUUAAGAAAAAGAACUGAAUUUAUUCAGACCACGUACUGCCCCUGGAUCCCGAACGUGGGCCUUUCAGACAGACCAGUUAAGCCAGGUCCCAAUCGUUAUACCAGCCUUUGAUUAAUGCUCAGAUCGUAAGAACUCCAGGCCUCCCCAGUUGCAACCGUUCCCAACCAAUCCCCACUACCACCGCCAUUGCUCCCUUAUCCAUUCUUAACAUCACUGCCUUAUUUGGGAAAGGCGGAGAACUCCACCCUUAUGGUUGGAGAUGACACAAUUGUUCCCAAGGACUUUGCAGCUCACUGCAGCACCCUCAUCGAAGUUACAACAGGAGUCCAUCAGAACACCAGGGGCCCUUUUGUAUGAAGCUGAGCCUGCUGUCUCCGUGACAACAUAACGUUUCGUUCAAGUGGCUGACUGAAUGGGACAUGAGGUGCCACAGAGACCUCCCACAAGAAGACAAAGCCGUUCAGUUGAAAAAUGUUUGCUCCUUACUGCCUCUUGCCAUGAAUAGAGAAUAGAGUUCACGUUAGAUCGCUUCAAAUAGAGUGUGAAUGCCCUCCAUUGCACUCUUGCCUCAAUUGCUGAACUGUACUGUCCUCUGAUCCUCUUCCUAACUGUAUCUUCUAGCUGACAAAAUCCUUCACAAAUUAUGGAAUGCAAUACAGGUAUAAAAUGAUCAUGGAAUACAAACUUCUAACCAAGAGCAUAGGAGAUACCUGAGAGACAACACCAGCAAGUGUACAGGCUUUAUAGUGUUAAGCAUUACACCUCAAUUCAGAUGAAUAGGGAUCUCCUUUAAAAAUUACUCAGUCUCUUCUGUAGAAUUUUUUUUUAAAACUUGCAUUGUAUUUUAUAUUAGAAUGCAUUAAUAGUUAAUGUGGUCUACCCCUCAGACUGCUUUUUUGUUUUUUUUUUAUUUUUAUCCUUAUAAAUUAAAUAGCUUUGGAAGAAAAGGUUGUAUAAUUUGUUAAAGUCGUGUUUUUUAAUAAAAAAAACUUUUUGUUGUUGUUGCUGUUACUUUUAUUAAAAGAAUAUUGAAAAAAAAAUCUAAAUUGUGUGCUGGAAAAUGCGCAAAAACAAUUCCUUCCGAUAGGGCGUUCUACAGUAAUGGUAUAUAAUAUAUUCUGUGAUGUCACUUAACUUGGCUUCUCAUGUUUGUUUUUUUUAAAGGAAGCAAGUUUAUUUUUAAUAACUUUAUUAAACUUGGCUCAAAUGUCAGUGAACAUAUAUUCUGUUAUAUGUAAAUAAUUGUAAAUCUAAAUAAGAAAAGUUCUUGCGUGUACUUGUCAUUUAUGUUCUGUGCAGCUGACACAACACAAUGCAGUUACUGGAGUGAAAGAACACAGAGAUCCUGUGGAUGAAAUCAAACCAAAUAAACACUGGCUCAUCUCUUUAAUGUA